Messenger RNA from Mesorhabditis belari, 1650 nucleotides. The record is from the annotation of a GenBank genome assembly. Lineage: Eukaryota; Metazoa; Nematoda; Chromadorea; Rhabditida; Rhabditidae.
AUGGAGGUCGUCGAAGCGUGCGAGAAGGCGAACCGCAGCCUCUCCCUCCCCUAUACUUUGAGCUCGAAGAUGGUCAUCAAGCCGGAUCAACUAAUCAAGCGCCAAGGAAAACAAGGAUUGGUCGUUAUGGAAAACAUGUGCGAAAUCAAGGAGGUUUUCAGCAAGAUGCAGGAAGAGGAACGCGAGAUUGAGGACUCGAUGUGGAGAAUUCGAUGGUGCCUGAAAUCUCUUCAAUCGUUAGUCUACUUCAUGGAGUUGACGAGAAACUAUUCGUCAAACUCGGGUGAUGACUUGCCAGAAGACGUUCAAGACAACCAUGCAAAUUUUGUUGUAUCGGCGGACGCGGAAGUUGCCGCCAAUUCGUUCACCCUCAACGAAAAGACGACGGCGGUUGUUUGGGGACAGCAACAGAAGGCGAUGCAGGGAAUGUUGGAUUUCGAUUGGGCGUGUGGCCGUGCAACUCCGUCUGUGGCAGCUUCAACUUAUCCAGAUUCGGACAACACCAUGAACAAAUUCUACUUUGGCCAAGAGAAGUUUUUGCCAAGCUAUCGCUCGAUGAAAGAAGCAUUUGAUGAAGCAAACGCGACGGUGCUGGUCUGCUUUGCAUCUUACCGCUCUGCUUACGAAGUCGUUAAAGAAGCGUUGGAAGAAAUUCCUCAACUACAACUUGUUGCCAUCAUUGCCGAAGGUGUCCCUGAGCGACUAACUCGUCAUUUGAUCAAGAUCGCCGAUACAAAGAGGAUGACGACACUUGGCGGCAUCAAGCCUGGAUGCCUGCUUCAAGAUUGGAAACACGCGUGGAAUGAUCGACAACAUUUUGGCGUCAAAGUUGUACCAGCCCGGAAGCGUUGCCUACCUUACAAGAUCUGGAGCCGCAAUUCCGAUGGCGUUUACGAAGGGAUCAAGAAGCCAAUUAUCGCCUGGUGCAUCGGAACUUGCGCUAAGUACAUCAAAAAAGAGAUUUCAUUUGGCCAUGCUGGAUCAGGAGCGAAUUUACAACGUGAAACAGCCAUUGCGAAGAAUGAGGUAUCUAACAAGGCCGAAUUUAAAGUACCAAAAGCUUUUGAUGGAUUGGGUCAAUUGAUCUACACUAUUCAAGAGGAACAUAUCAUGGGUCUCUGCCGGUGUGAGUGGCGUGAAGAAGAGGGUGAACAAAACAAACUGCUUUACGGAUCGAUGCCUCACUUGCAAAACAGCGCUUUGCUCUCGUCGGAUUCGUCGGAUGCCGAGAACGAGGAUUUCGAGCAAAUCGCAAAUCCUCGUCCAGUGCCCGUGUUGACUGCUCUCUCUCCACCGAUGCAUCAACAAAUAUCCAACUCUUCAUCGGCGAUUCCUCAACGAUUUGAUGCUACACCUCAAGGCAAGCCAAGCUCUUUGAGAAAUCCGCCACGCUGUUUGGAUGAGUAUCGACAGGAACGAGCCGCCAUUGAGCACGCCUUGCAAUCCGGCGGAAAUCAUCAGCAACACAUCACCACCGAUGAUCAAACUGUGCGCGGAUAUUCGAUGAAUCAACAACAAAGCGUGCAAAAGUUUGCCCCACCAACGUACAAUGCGGUGGUGCAAAAGUUUGCCCCACCUUCUGAUGAUGGUUUCAGGUUCUUUUUCUGGGGAGGUGGUUUCUUCGAGAAGUUUCGCCGUCUCUUCUUCGAA